CUUCCUCUUCUUCCACUUCCACUCGAGCGAGCGAAGCAAAGCAGCACGCCGAGCGAUACACUGUCCGACAUUGCUUGUGCUUUUUGCUGCAAAGCUAGCGCUGAGGACAAGUAUUAUUAUUAUUACCGAGGCGAGCUGUGGGAGGGGGGGGGGGGGGAAGCAACAACAACCAAAAAACUGGCGCAACUAUGCACCACGCGCUCUUUCGCGACUCCUAUUUAUGACUAUUAUCAAAAAUUGGUUUUUCUUCGCGCCCCUGCGGAUGCAAAACACCUGACAACCACUCAUCGAAUGUCGUCUUUAAGGUGACUCCAUGAGCCAGCGAUGGAGACCAAAAGAUACCAAAGUCUCUUUGAGGGGAGCGAUACAGAGAACAGGUGGUCUCAGAUCUCCGGUGCCAUGGAGUUCUGCUGUGCCGCUGAGAACUCCAGCCAGAGUGGCGCUGAUGUCCUGAUGGACAUCGCCGAUGCCGAUGUCGCCGACCCUAAAGAGGGCGGCGGUAAGAGGCCGGAGCAGCCGCUGCUUCGUUCCCGGUCGAACCAGCACUUUGGCUUACCGCAUAUCAGCAACACCUCCCUCCACGGUCCCAAGAUGGAAAUGGACUCCAAGGAGCUUUCCAAAACCGUGGCUGAGUCCAUGGGGCUUUACAUGAAUGCUGCCAGGGAGGCGGACUUUACCUUUGGUCAGCACAGGGGCACAGCCAGCCCCGGAAAGAUGCAGUACCCGGUAUGUAGGCGGCCUCUUGAGGAAAGCCAGCGCGGCUCGGCCAAGAGCCCCAAGCCGAAAGGGUUUGCGUUCCAGCAGCCCGGCGGCGCCCCCGGAGACGGCACCGUCGGCACCCCGGCGAGCUCCGCUUCCAUGCUGGCUUCGUCGCUGUCCGGCAGCCCCCAAACUUCCAGCCCGGGGGGCGGUAACAACACAGUGUCGUCCACCACCACCAGCCCCCCGGCGGGUUUCGGCCCAGCGUGCUCACCAGUAAGCCACCCCGCCCCGGUCGGCGUCAGGUAUAAGAAUUCAUUGGCGUGCAGUCCCGUGGAGUCCAGCACCGUGGGCUCGCCGCCCCUCAUCAGGUCCCCCAUGUCCAGCCCGCGGCGUAUGACUAGUGUGAGGUCCCCACCGUCCUGCAGCGUCAGGUCGUCCGUCUCCAGCCCCAACGCGGUGCGGCCCCCCGCCUCCAGUCCGGCCAUGGCAAUCGGGAGCCCGCAGAACCCUUCCUCGGGAGGCUUCCUGGCAUGCAGUCCGGCCGGCGAACUGAGUUUGGUGCAGGGCGACACCCGCAGCCCCGAAGCGACGGGUCUGAUCAGCGAGCCCGACUUCAAAACCUUUGAGUUCCCCAAGGCGGAGAUGGUGGACGGGGAGGUGUUCAACGUGGGUUUGGACCAGAUGGGCAUGGUGAAGUACAUCAAGAACGAGCCAGGGACUGAUUUUAGGAGCAUGUGCUUGGGGGGGUCCAAAUGCGACACCUCCAACGUGCCGUUUAUCGCGCAAAUCAAGAAUGAACCUGACAAAAAUGACGAGUGCAUGAACCCGCAGUCCUACGGCAACCACUCUCCACCGCUCGGCCUCUUCCCCGCGUCCGAGACCACCUACUUGUCCCUAAGGAAUAACAUAGACGAAUACAGCCUCGCCGGAAUCUUAGGACCCCCGGUGUCUCUCAACGGGAACUACGACCCCGAUGUGUUCACCAACAACGUCCUGUCCAAAGGGGUUAAGCAAGAGUCCAGCGACGGCGGCUACUACCAGGAGAGCAACGGCCUGCCCACGUCGGCCAUUGUUGGAGUUAAUUCCAGCGGACACUCAUUCCACUACCAGAUCGGCGCGCAGGGAACAAUGUCCUUCACGCGGCACGAUGCCCGGGACCAGUCCAACCCUUUGUUGAAUCUAAUUUCGCCUGUGGCGGCGUUAAUGGAGUCGUGGAAGUCACGGCCGGGCAUGCCGCAGGGGUCGCUGUCGGCCCGGGGCGACGGAUAUCCAGGUCAGAACUGCAUCGGUGACGGCAUGAUGAGCUCCCCGCUCAGGCAACCUUCGUCGACGGCCAAGGUGUGCCUAGUGUGCGGGGACGAAGCGUCGGGCUGCCACUACGGCGUGGUGACGUGUGGCAGCUGCAAGGUCUUCUUCAAAAGAGCCGUGGAAGGUCAGCACAACUACCUUUGCGCGGGGAGAAAUGACUGCAUCAUUGACAAGAUCCGAAGGAAAAACUGCCCGGCGUGCCGCGUACGCAAGUGCCUCCAGGCCGGGAUGAACCUCGGAGCCCGUAAAUCCAAGAAGUUGGGCAAGUUAAAGGGCGUCGGCGAUGACCCGCAGGCAGGCAAGGAAAGCCAGGCUGAGGAGGAGCUGAACGCCAGCGCCACCAACACCGCCCUGGUGUCCCGCAGGCCCAGCGUGGUCACACCUUUCCUGCCGCCGUCCAUCUGCAACGUGUUGGAGUUCAUCGAGCCCGAAGAGGUGUACUCGGGCUUCGACAACACGCUGCCCGACACCACCGACCACCUGCUGUCCAGCCUCAACUGCCUGGCCGGCAAGCAGAUGGUGCGCCUGGUCAAGUGGGCCAAAGUACUUCCAGGUUUUCGGGGCCUGCCCAUCGAGGACCAAAUUACAUUGAUCCAGUACUCGUGGAUGUGCCUGUCCUCCUUUUGCCUCAGCUGGCGCUCCUACAAACACACCAACGGACAGUUGCUCUACUUCGCCCCUGACCUCAUCUUCAACGAGGACCGCAUGCAGCAGUCGGCCAUGUACGAACUGUGCCUGGGCAUGAGACAGGUGAGCCAGGAGUUUGUUCGGCUGCAGCUCACCUACGAAGAGUUCCUCUCCAUGAAGGUCCUGCUGCUUCUCAGCACAAUUCCCAAAGAGGGUCUGAAGAACCAGGCGGUAUUCGAGGAGAUGCGAGUUAAUUACAUCACGGAGCUCCGGCGCGCCGUGGGGAAGGCCACCAACAACUCCGGCCAGACCUGGCAACGCUUCUUCCAGCUCACCAAGCUACUGGACGCCAUGCAUGAUCUGGUGGCCAACCUGCUGUACUUUUGCUUCUACACCUUCCGCGAGUCGCAGGCCCUGAAGGUGGAGUUCCCCGACAUGCUGGUGGAGAUCAUCAGCGACCAGAUACCAAAGGUGGAGUCGGGCCUCACCCACACCAUUUACUUCCACAAGAAGUGACGAGGGCAAACAAACAAAAAACAUUCAAAAACGCGGCCGAGAACUCGGAGCAACGGCAAAGGGGGAAGCGUCGCGAGCGAGCGAGUACCCGUAGCAUGCCGCCGGAACACGGUGGAGGAAAAAACAGGACCGGACUUUUCGGGUCGGAGUCGGGAAUAUAUCCCUCUGCCACCCCCCCCCCCCCCCCCCCUCCCGCCCCCUGUGCACCCCAAAGAUGCUUACUAUCUUUUCAACGGAGAUAAAGCCAUACAUUUCCUAGGCCGUGCUAGUGCUACAUUCACACUAACACACCACACUACACAGAUGCACUAAAAAUCCCGAAAAAGAAAAAAUGUAUCACUCAAAUUAACUGUGGCUUAUGCAGCUCUCACAAACAUAAAUCAAUAUAUACAGUAUAUCCAAAUAGUUAGCCAUUGCUUUGCAGCAUAUGUAAAGCAGGACAACAGGGCAGACAAAAACAACAACACGCUCAACUAUAAGGCCAAAGGUCUCGUUGAAUAUAAUCCAAGGGCUACAUAUGUAAAAUAUGUAAAUGCAUCACCAUGAGCUCAGUUUGAAAUUCAAUUGGUGUCAAACAAACAGGAAAAAAAAAAAAAAGACAUCUUUAACGUAUACAGUCAAGUCCAAAAUGAUUCAUACCCAAGUGAAUUUUAAUGGGGGAUACAAUACAAGAAAGUGGGAAAAUACUUUGAAGUUGUACUGGAAACGUGAAAUAAAUAUUUGACCUUUUUUUUUUUUUUUACGAGCGUCUAGAUAUAUUCAUAUACAACUAUGUAAUAUGAGAAUAAAGUUGUUUUACAAGAAACAAGAGAAAAAACAUUUUAGGAAAGAAAUACGAUUAUUGACAAGAUUUUUGUUUUAUUUUAUGAGGAAAAAAUAAAUGUGUGACUGUGGAGUGAAUGAAUAAUGUGUGCAACGGUAAAGCAUCUUUGAGUGCCUAGAAAAGCGCUAUAUAAGUUUUCAUGCAUUAUUAUGAUGUAAUUUUAUUUGUAUUUAAGUAGUAAUAUAAUAACGCUGUAUAUUAGAAAUUCUGUAACUUUAAAUUCCAUCCAUCCAUUUUCUUUACCGCUUCCCCUCACUAGGGUCGCGGGCUGCUGGAGCCUAUCCCAGCUAUCUUCGGGCGGGAGGCGGGGUACACCCUGAACCGGCCGCCAGCCAAUCGCAGGGCACAGAGAAAUAAACAACCACUUGCGCUCACAUUCACACCUACGGGCAAUUUAGAGUCUUCAAUCAACCUACCACGCAUGUUUUUGGAAUGUGGGAGGAAACCGGAGUGCCCGGAGAAAACCCACCCAGGCACGGCCGCGAUUUGAACCCCCGGUCACCAGAACUGUGAGGCAGAUGCGCUAACCAGACUUCCACCGUGCCGGCACUUUAAAUUCUAAAUUUAUAAUGAUAAUAAAAAUUAUAAUUUAAAGUAAAUCCAUGAGGGGAAAAAAUUAUAAUUUUAAGAGGGGAAAAAAAUAUAACGGCAAAAAAAUCUUAAUUUUACACAAAUAAAAAAAUAUAUAUUAGAUUUUAAUUUUGGGAGAGAAAAAAAAAACAAUCAGAAUUUUACAAAAACAUAAUUAGAACAUUCAUAAUAAUAUAAUAAUAUGAGCAUAAAGUUGUUUUACGAGAAACUAUUUGAAAAGAAAGUUGUAAUGCUGUGGGGAUACAUUGAAAACCUUUAAUUUCUUGCAACAUGCUCUCGAUCUCAAAUUGAAAUAUGGGAAUAAAGUCAUAAUUUGAUCAUAUAAAUAAUUUUUCAGAAACUAAUUUUAAUUUGCGAGGAUAAAGUUGGAACAUGAUGAGUCACGUUGUUGUUUUUAUGGAUUGAAAAAGAACUGUCAUCCAAAUAAAACUACUUGCCUUUUGAAAACAUGACUGACACACACAUGCCGUGUUUUGAUUCCUAGUUGUGUUUUAAAUGUAUUUCUGAAAUUAAUAACCAGUUUUUGUCACUUUCUUGUCCCACUUCCACCUCAAAUAAUUCACCUCUGAUUCCAAAUACUCUCCUCGGGUAUGAAAUAUUUUGUGCUCAACUGUACAUUUUUGCAGUUCAGAUGUGCAGUGAAACAAUCCAAACUAAUAUGCAAAAGGGUAAAAGAGUCACUAGCGAGGGUGUACAAUAAUCAAGACAAUAUUGUUGAGUGAUUCAAUUUGCAAAAAGCAACAACGAAAUGCCGUUAAUGGAUUGGACGGAUGGGCGGUCAUUUGUGUUCUCUCCAGAGCAUCUGUCCAAUUCACGUCUUUUUACUCACAAUCAAACCAAGCAAAGCCAGCCCUUUGUGACCCCACUCUUCCCCCAAAUAAUACUAUUAAUAAAGCAUUUUUAUAAGA
Messenger RNA from Phyllopteryx taeniolatus (common seadragon), 5475 nucleotides. It is a transcript of the gene nr3c2, whose product is annotated as nuclear receptor subfamily 3, group C, member 2. The coding region runs from base 325 to 3153 and encodes 942 amino acids. The record is from RefSeq and is a predicted model, not a curated record. Lineage: Eukaryota; Metazoa; Chordata; Actinopteri; Syngnathiformes; Syngnathidae. Gene Ontology annotation, biological process: regulation of DNA-templated transcription. The transcript has 9 exons. Gene Ontology annotation, molecular function: DNA-binding transcription factor activity; zinc ion binding; sequence-specific DNA binding.